Molecule: messenger RNA, 1038 nt
Organism: Aspergillus ochraceoroseus IBT 24754
Lineage: Eukaryota; Fungi; Ascomycota; Eurotiomycetes; Eurotiales; Aspergillaceae
Product: sterol desaturase family protein
Exons: 1
Biological process (GO): ergosterol biosynthetic process
Molecular function (GO): C-4 methylsterol oxidase activity; iron ion binding
Source: RefSeq, a predicted model, not a curated record
AUGAAUAUCCCACGCAACGAGAAGGACUCGAUGAAGUCCACCUGGCGGAAGAUGGACCGUAGAGAGUGGACCUUUUUUCACUGGCUUUUCGAGAUUCUUCGUAUCCACCCUGUUGUUCUUGACAAAGAGGUCCCUGUCCACCCCAAGACGGAUAAGGUGCCCUACUUGCCGGAGUGGCAUCAGCAUCGAUGGGUGUUGAUCCAUUCGUUCAUCCCACUCGCCAUCCACCAGCUCUAUUUCUCCUACACGGGUCGGAACUUUCCAGUGCUUGGCGCCUUGGUUUUCUAUAGUUUUGCAUUCAAGUUCAUCGCUAUCCAUGAAAUGCACGCUCUGCGCCGCAUCGGACACCAGGUAGGGUUUCUGGAUGGCGACGUGCACGAACGUGACGGUGUGCCCGAUGCUGGAGUUCGGAAGGUGGCUAGCUCGCUCAUCUCGACUUCAACUUUCCGUCCUGUCUUCACUGUGUUUCUCAGCUAUCGUGUGAGCCAGCCUCCUUCCGCUACGAAUUGGUACUGGCUCCCCCUUGAGAUGGGACUGUACGGGAUCAUUUUGGACUUUUGGUAUUACUGGUACCACCGAUUGAUGCAUGAGAUCAAUGGCCUCUGGAAGUACCAUCGUACGCACCACCUUACCAAGCAUCCCAAUCCUCUCUUGACCCUGUACGCGGAUUUCGAACAAGAGAUCUUCGAUAUUGCCGGCAUCCCACUCAUGACAUACUUUACGAUGAAGCUAAUGGGAAUGCCCAUGGGCUUUUACGAGUGGUGGAUUUGUCACCAGUACGUGGUAUUCGCCGAACUCGCAGGCCACAGCGGAUUGCGCAUGGCUGCCAUCCCACCAAACACGCUGAGUUGGUUCUUGCGACUAUGUAAGGCAGAACUGAUCAUUGAAGACCACGAUCUGCACCAUCGAUUCGGAUGGAAGAAGAGUGGGAACUAUGGCAAGCAGACCCGACUGUGGGAUCGCGUGUUUGGCACAUGUCGUGAACGCGUCGAGUGUGACGAGAAGAAUAUUGAUUAUGUGAAUACAGUAUCUCUGCCU